AUGGCUCCCGGCGGGGCAGCCCACUCGUCCCGCCGCGGGACGGCCAGCCGAGUGAGCCGCAGCCGCCGGCAGAGGAGAGAAGACCCCGGUGCCCCGGGCCGGGAGCAGGAGAGCAGGACACACCCCUGCCCCCCCUCACACACUCCCCGCCCCGCCGCGGCUCCGCGGGCCGCCAGGAGCGAGCGGGGCCGGGGACAGCGGGGGGCGGUGAGGGGCGGUGAGGGGCAGCGAGGGGCGGUGAGGGGCAGCGAGGGGCAGCGAGCGGUGCCAGGGACGGCGAGGGGCGGCGAGCGGUGCGAGGGACAGCGAGGGGCAGCGAGCGGGGCCGGAGCGCGGCCCGGGAGGAGCCCCCAGCCCCGCGCGUCGGGAGCGGCCCGGGGCGCAGCGCGGCACGUGCCUGCCCGACGGGCGCUGCUCGCAGCCGGGAAGCGUUCUCGCCUGGAAAGGGAAGCACCAUCUCUCUUUCUGGGGCUGGUGAGGUGGGACAGCUGCCUAGACACCGAUGAAGAGCACGUGAAUUUUGCUAAAAGCGAUGAACUGAACAGAGCUCACAGCGAGAACAGAGAGGAACCAGAUGGACCCCUGAAAUUUGAGCUUGAUAUUUGUCACCAGGAUCCAGAAUACAAGUCCCCAGCUCCCUUGCCACAUGCCCAGGUCAAGCUGAUCACCAGCUGGGAAGCAGGAUGGAAUGUAACAAAUGCCAUUCAGGGAAUAUUUGUCCUAGGAUUGCCGUAUGCUCUCCUCCACAGUGGAUACAGUGGUCUACUUCUUAUUGUCUUGGCUGCAGCAUUAUGCUGUUACACAGGCAAAAUUCUAAUUGCUUGUUUGUAUGAAGAAAAUGAAAAUGGACAACUGAUAAGAGUGAGAGAGACGUACGAAGAUAUUGCAAAUGCCUGCUGCAAGAAGCUGUCUCCCAGUCUAGGUGGCAUAGUUGUCAAUGUGACCCAGGUGGUGGAACUGAUCAUGACAUGCAUUUUGUAUCUGGUUGUUAGUGGGAACUUGCUGUCACACAGUUUUCCGUAUGUACCCAUGACUGAGAAAACUUGGUCUGUAAUCGCAUUUGUUACUCUGUUGCCUUGCAUAUUUAUCAGAACUCUCAAAAUUGUUUCCAAACUCAGCCAGCUUUGCUCUUUGGUGCAUUUUGUUAUCAUCUUUAUAGUGAUAACUUAUUGUCUCACACAAAUGCAUCAAUGGUCCUGGGAAAAAUUCAGGCUCUCCCUUGAGUUUGAGGAUUUCUUGGUCUCGGUAGGGGUGAUCAUUUUCAGUUACACUUCACAAAUAUUUCUCCCCACACUUGAAGGCAAUAUGAAAAACCCAGGGGAAUUUAGGUGUAUGCUAAAUUGGACUCACUUUUUUGCCUGUAUAUUGAAAACAACCUUUGCACUUACUGCUUUCUUGACCUGGGGUGAAAAGACAAAGGAAGUUAUUACUGACAACCUGCCAUCAUUUCUUGAAACCCUAGUGAAUUUAUGUCUCUUAACCAAGGCUCUUCUUUCUUACCCUUUGCCCUUUUUUGCAGCCACAGAAAUUGUGUAUUCUUGUAUUUCUAAAGACAACCAUUCCAAUUACGGAUCUCCCCUACUUGCUCUGACUGUAAGAGGUUCAUUUCUCUUGUUAACUCUGUUGAUGGCCAUGUUCACACCACAUUUUGCCCUGUUGAUGGGUUUGUCAGGCAGUGUAACAGGUGCUGCUAUGACUUUUCUUCUUCCUUCUCUCUUCCAUCUAAAACUGAAAUGGAAAAAACUGUCCUUCUUAGAGAAAUGUGCAGAUAUCUCUGUUUUUAUUUUGGGCUUCCUUUGUAGCCUUGCAGGCAUAGUUUGCUCAAUAAAAGGGCUGCUUGAAGUAUUUGAAGGAGCGUAA
Molecule: messenger RNA, 1860 nt
Organism: Oenanthe melanoleuca
Lineage: Eukaryota; Metazoa; Chordata; Aves; Passeriformes; Muscicapidae
Product: vesicular inhibitory amino acid transporter-like
Exons: 3
Coding region: 1-1860 (619 amino acids)
Biological process (GO): amino acid transmembrane transport
Cellular component (GO): vacuolar membrane
Molecular function (GO): amino acid transmembrane transporter activity
Source: RefSeq, a predicted model, not a curated record